AUGUCGAUCAACGCUGCCGUCAAGCUGAGCUCGGGCCAGACAAUGCCUGUUGUGGCCUUUGGCACCGGUACCCAGUGGUUCAGCAACGACCAGGGUGUAAGCAACGCCAACGAGGAGGCCACACUUGCCGACAGCCUCCACGCCGCGCUGGACGCUGGCGUUACCCACAUCGACUCAGCUGAAAUGUACAAGACCGAGGUGUUCUCCGGCCCGGCUUUCCAGGACUACCUGAAGAAGAGCUCAAAGCAGCGCAGUGACUUUUUCAUCACGAGCAAGGUCUUUGUCAGUGCCGGUGAUGUCGAGAAGGCCGUUCAGACGACGCUGGACCACUUUGGCACAGACUACCUCGACCUGUACCUCCUUCACGCCCCCUUCCUCGAUAAGGCCGGCGUCACCAAGUCGGUCGCAGAAGUCUGGAAGGCUAUGGAAGCCCUGGUGGAUGCUGGCAAGAUCCGCUCCAUUGGUGUGAGCAACUUUGCUGUGCAGCACUUGGAGUCACUCCUGGCCACGGCUCGUAUUCCACCCGCCGUCAACCAAAUUGAGGUGCAUCCCCAGCUCUACCAACCCGAGCUGGAAGAGUACUGCCGCAGCCACGAAAUCGUGGUGACUGCCUACUCCAGCCUUAAGCCCCUGGCCAGCAAGGAUGAGUGCAAGGACAUUCUCAAGACUGCAGAGGACAUUGCCAAGGCUCACGACAAGACCACCGCCGAAACACUCCUCAACUGGAACUUGAGCCGUGGCCUCGGUGUCGUCACCACCUCCUCUCGUCCAGAACGUUUGGCCAAGACCCUCAACUGCCUGUCUUUCACCCUGGACCAGAAGGAGAUUGAGGCCAUUGCCGCUGCUGGCAAGGGCGUGCCCCACCGCUACUAUUGGACUGAAGCCUUUGCCCAGCUCGAGUACAAGAACAAGAGCAACAAUAAAAAAAGCACUUUGUUGUUGUUGUGUGUGUGUGUGUGUGUGUGUGUGUGUGUGUGUGUGUGUGUGUGUGUGUGUGUGUGUGUGUGUGUGUGUGUGUGUGUGUGUGUGUGUGUGUGUGUGUGUACUUGUUUUGUCUUUUACUCUCUCUCAUCCUCACGCGCAAAAGAGAGAGAGAGAGAGAGUGAUCUCUGUGUGUGUGUGUGUGUGUGCUGGCCCAAUGUUCACACGCUAUUCGAACACGCACAGAUG
Messenger RNA from Monosiga brevicollis MX1, 1170 nucleotides. RefSeq lists its product as uncharacterized. NCBI's taxonomy places the organism in Eukaryota, Choanoflagellata, Craspedida, Salpingoecidae. The record is from RefSeq and is a predicted model, not a curated record. The annotation marks the transcript as partial. The transcript is spliced from 7 exons. Gene Ontology annotation, cellular component: cytosol. Gene Ontology annotation, molecular function: oxidoreductase activity, acting on NAD(P)H as acceptor; aldose reductase (NADPH) activity.